This is a messenger RNA of Paramecium pentaurelia, 975 nucleotides long. The record is from the annotation of a GenBank genome assembly. NCBI's taxonomy places the organism in Eukaryota, Ciliophora, Oligohymenophorea, Peniculida, Parameciidae.
AUGGAGAUUAAUAAAGACUUUACUAUGGGCUAUUGCAGAGUGGGUAAUACAAUUAAAAUUAAUUCUAGGCACCAUCAUAAGUGAUUUUAAAUAAUAGGAUAAUGAACUCUAAUAUUUCAAUUAAGCCAUAGAAAAAGAUGGGAAUUGUUAUUAUUCAUUUAUGUGUAGAGGUAAUUAAAAUUUAGAUCUUAAGGUAUAUAUUAUUAGGAUUAACAAAUGAUUGAUUAUGCACAUAGAGAUUUCAAUUAAGCUUUAGAAAUCAAUUCUAAAUAUAGUUUAGCCUAUUAUAACAGAGGUGAAUACUAUUAAACUUAAUAUAUUAGGCAAGUUAUAUAACAAUAUUGGAGAAAAAGAUAAAGCAUUAUAUGACUAUAAUCAAGCAAUCCAACUUAAUCCAAAUGACAACAACUUAUCAUACUAGAGGUGAAUGUUAUUCUCUUUAAUAUAAAAGGAAAUUUUUACUAAAUUAUUGGUGAGAAAGAAAAAGCAUAAAUUGACUAUAAUAAAGCAAUCCAAUUUGAUCCAAAUAAUGCAUUAACCUAUUAUAGUAGAGGUAAAUAAAAUUACACUCAAUAUAAAAUGUCUUUUGUAUUAAAUUAUAAAGGCAAAGCAUUAAAUGAUUAUGACAAAGCAAUUCAACUUGAUUAAAAUCAUGCAUAUACCUAUUACAAUAGAGGUGAAAAAUAGUAUUAUAGAAUUAGCCAUACUAUAUUAACAUACAGGUGAAUGUUAUAAAACAUUAAAUGGCUUUAAUCAAGCCUUGAAUAUCAAUCCAAUUUUCGUAAAUGCCUUUUAAGGAAAAGGUUCAAUCCCUUUAUUAGAAUUUUAGGUCUUCUUUUAUAGGAUUUACAAUAAUAUGAAGAAGCAAUAAUCUGCAUUGAUAAAAUAAUUUCUCUUAAUUCUAAUCAUAUUGAUGCUUAUUUUAACAAAGGAUUCAUUUAAAAUAUCAUUUAGCAAAUUCUUUAGAAUAAUUGA